Molecule: messenger RNA, 1818 nt
Organism: Salarias fasciatus (jewelled blenny)
Lineage: Eukaryota; Metazoa; Chordata; Actinopteri; Blenniiformes; Blenniidae
Gene: foxj1b
Product: forkhead box J1b
Exons: 2
Coding region: 35-1531 (498 amino acids)
Biological process (GO): regulation of transcription by RNA polymerase II
Cellular component (GO): nucleus
Molecular function (GO): RNA polymerase II cis-regulatory region sequence-specific DNA binding; DNA-binding transcription factor activity, RNA polymerase II-specific
Source: RefSeq, a predicted model, not a curated record
CGUCUUCAGCCAUCACUGCGCGCACUGCAACAGGAUGCCGGUCCUGACGAGCCCCGACGUGGCCAACAAGUUCAAAGAGAAGUGGCUGUCCAUCUACCCGGAGGAUCAGGUCCCCGGGUGUGACUCUGCCCCCCUCGACGACAGCCUCACGAGCCUCCACUGGCUCCAGAAUUUCUCCAUCCUCAGCGCGGACCCGGAGCGACCCGGCGGCGCCGGACCGGGCUGCCCGUCCUCCCAGCACCACCUCUAUUUCAAGCGCCUGGGCUUCCCCAGGGCCGGCACCGACUCCCCGUCCAGCCCUCCGGCCGGGGACACGGCGGCCACCGGGAUGCCCCUGUACCUCGGCAGCCCCGUCACCUCCGGCAGCGAGUCCACCGUCGCGCCGCGGUUCCCCACUUACGCGCACCCGUCGCCCGGAUACCCGCAGGUCCCGAUCCAGGCGAGCCCGCCGGUGGAGGUCGACUACAAAACCAACCCCAAAGUCAAGCCCCCUUAUUCGUACGCCUCCCUGAUCUGCAUGGCCAUGGAAGCCAGCAAGCAGCCCAAAGUGACUCUUUCCACCAUCUAUAACUGGAUAACAGAGAAUUUCUGCUACUACAGACACGCGGAGCCCAGCUGGCAGAACUCGAUUCGCCACAACCUGUCGCUCAACAAAUGCUUCAAGAAGGUCCCCAGACAAAAGGACGAGCCUGGGAAAGGAGGCUUCUGGCAGAUUGACCCUCAGUACGCCGACAUGUUUGUCAAUGGCAUCUUCAAACGCAAAAGGUUGUCGGCGAACCACUACAGCAGCAGCAGCAGCAGCAACGUGCACAGACAGAGCAAACUGGUUCAGGGCUACCCCGCCAUCCAAAAUGGCUGCCUUUACCAAGGGGUGAGCGGCAAACGGAAGCAGCUGGCCUCUAAGAGCGGCAACAAGGCGGCGAGGGCCACGGAGUCUCCUCUGUUAGCCACCGAGGCCAACAAGGCGGACAUCCUGCGGGGGGACUUCGACCUGGCGUCCGUGUUCGACGACGUCCUCGGCGGGAGUUGUAGCACCUUUGAGGAUUUGGACAUCAACACCGCGCUGAGCUCGCUGGGCUGCGAGAUGGAGGUCUCCCUGCAGGGCGGGAGGCAGCACGCGGCGGCGGGGCUGGGGAGGUGGUGCGACGGAGGCGACGUGCUGGGCCAGAGCCAGCACGUGAGCCACCACCAGCCGUACGGCUACGCCGGCCUGAGCGCCGCCUCCAUGGAGUGCGCCGUCAACAUGGCGGAGCUGCACCUCCCUCAGCAGCAGCAGCAGCAGCAGCACCCGCAGCACCAGCACCCGCAGCUGGACCACGACCACCUGCUCCAGGGACACCACCCGCUGCACGGCUUCGACGAGCCCGCCACGUUGUUCCCGGAGCAGCCGGAGGAGGCGGUGCUGCAGCCGUGGGAGGAAAUCAAAGAGGAGGCGCAGGCCAUCCCUCUGACGCUGGAUCAGGGCUUCGGCCUGUGCGAGGGCUUCUUCACAGACAUGCAGACGUGGGAGCGAGUGGACAGCUAUCUGUGACCCUUGACCUUAGAUCGCAGUGAUUCCCGGUUCCUUUGACUGCUGGUCCGUCUCUGUAUUACGUGAGAGAAUAACAUCUAUUCUCCCUCAGUCAUUCACUGCACAUGUAAUGUAGUUUUUUUCCCCAUGUUCCUAGGCUAAAAUGCAAACAUGAUCAUAUCAAAACCAACCUAUAAACACUUUUCCGAUUGUGGAUUUGUUGGAUGAGACGAUGACGAGAGAUGAUCUCCUAUUUUCAAAACCAAAUUCAAUUUUUUUAUGGAUUUAAAUCACUGAUGAAUCAAUUA